AUGGAUGCGGAAGUGGAAGAACACAUCAACAAAUGUCACGCAUGCCAAGUCACGGGUAGUCCCUCUCGUCCGGAACCGGUCAAGCCUACAGAGCUCCCCAGUGAAAGAUGGUCGUCUUUAGCCAUAGACGUCUGUGGACCCUUCCCAUCUGGUGAAUACGUAGUCACACUCAUCGAUUACUAUUCUCGUUGGCCAGAAGCCAAAGUCAUGAAGUCCAUAACAUCACGAAACAUCCUGGCGUGGCUCGACGACGUUUUCGCAACCCACGGAUACCCCAAGCAGAUCAAAUCCGACAACGCUUCUUACUUUAUAUCAUGCGAAUUCUACACAACAUUGAAAUCGUGGGGUGCUACCGUCAAGUAUGUUACAGAAUACUGGCCUCAAGCAAACGGACUCAUAGAACGUUUCAACAGAGUUUUCUUGAAACACGUCCAAACGGCGCUAGUCGAAGGGAAAGAUUGGAAAGCAACACUUCCAACAUUACUUAGAAACUACCGUGCCACUCCUCACGGAUCCACUGGAGAAACACCAUCGCAACUGCUAAUGCAGCGAGAGUUGAAAACUAAACUACCAUCGACAUCCCAAGUGAUAAAUUUACCACAAUUUAACGACUUGGAAGUUCGACACACGGAUGCGCAGUCGAAGAAAAAGGGGAAGGAAUACGCGGAUGCGCGGCGAAAUGCCAAGGAGAAGAAGAUUAAAUCAGGAGACUAUGUUCUAGUUCAACAGAAACAUCGAGACAAAUUCACAACCAACUUUCAAACAGAGCGAGUAAAAGUCAUUAAGGUUAACGGAUCGCAGAUCGUGUUCAAAGACAAAGACGGAAUAGUUCACCGAAGAAACUCGGCACAUGUAAAGAAAGUCCAACACGAAGAUCAAACUGAUGAAGAAAUUGACGACGACAUGGUACAAACAUCAGCACAACAUCAACGCGAACCAGUAGAAGAAAUACCACCACCUAUCCCACCGAGAAGAUCAACUCGUAAUCGAAAAGCGCCGGAGUUUUACCAAUCUGGCUACAGUUAA
Molecule: messenger RNA, 1026 nt
Organism: Dendronephthya gigantea
Lineage: Eukaryota; Metazoa; Cnidaria; Anthozoa; Malacalcyonacea; Nephtheidae
Exons: 1
Coding region: 1-1026 (341 amino acids)
Biological process (GO): DNA integration
Molecular function (GO): nucleic acid binding
Source: RefSeq, a predicted model, not a curated record